ACUUGGCUGAAACACUUGUUCACCAGCGAUUAGUCCAGCAACAUGUACGCAUCAAUGGUAAUUCUGUUCGCGUUGGCAACGUGCAUCGUAACAAUGCCUGCUGACGAUGUGACAUCGAUUGUCAGUCAGAGUCAGAAGGAUCCCAAUCCGGAUGGAUCCAAAUCGAAUCACGAGGCUGGCAGCGGCACCGAGACCGAGGAAAAAAGUCACCGGAAGGACGUCAGUAGCAAUAAGAAAGAGGCGCAGACGAAAGAAAGCGAGACGGAUUAUGAUUAUUUUCUCUAUGAGGACAAUGCUAACGCUUCAUCGCUAUUGGUAAAGGGUGCAAUUGACUGGAGAGGCUACUUCCGAGGAUGAUGAUAACUAGGUGAAAGACUCGCAUUGCCGUCCAGCAUAUAUGUGAAUUGAAGUUGAGAUCCACGAUAAUACUCGAUGAUAUAUCGAACGAUGAGUGUUGCUGUGUCACACCCAGAAAAAAAUGACUAAAUUAAUAAAUAUUUAUUUCAAUACUGCCAAAUGAAUUAUUUAUUUGAAAUAAAUAAAUAUUAAAUACAAAUAAAAAAGGUCUAAGAGUCAUACACGGAUGUUUCUUGCGUACAUCUCCAACAAAAAUUAAUUUUUGUUGAAAAUAAACGAUAAAUAAAUAUUCAUU
Messenger RNA from Nylanderia fulva, 652 nucleotides. Lineage: Eukaryota; Metazoa; Arthropoda; Insecta; Hymenoptera; Formicidae. The record is from RefSeq and is a predicted model, not a curated record.